ACGAGUCUCGUAAAUUACUUGAGUUUUAGUUCAAAUUCGACACUUUUAAUUAACUUUUAGUUCAGCUGAUAGAAUCUAAAUUACAUCGAAUUCUUUGCAGUAUAGAAUGAUUUACAGAAUAAAUUUCACAAAUAUCUAACCCCCUUUUUUUUCCUAUUAUUGUCCAAAGAUUCAAAAACGUCAAACUUGUUUAUUUCUUGCAAUGCAAUAAAAAUUCAAACCAAAUGAAUCAGCCUCGAAGCAUAUACAAAACUGAUUAUGUUCCUUUUGACUGGAUGGAAAACAAUUUUUCUUCGGGAAAUAAUGAUUUCUGUUCUUCAGAAAACAUAGAUGAGUGCUUAAGACAUAUAUCUCAGGAACUAAGUGCCUUAGGCUAUCCGUCCAUAUAUUCUAGUUCUAGUGAUUGUGGAUAUGCUGUGAAUUGUGAUAUUGUGAGGUUACUGAAUGUUACUUUUGAAUUAAUUGGAAGCUGUAGAGAGCAUGCUCAAAUUAAAGAUGACCUUGAAUGCAGAAAUCGUCGUUUAUCAAGUGAUUUGAGUACUUUGAGUAAAAAAAAUGCACUACUAAAAGAGAGCUUGGAACAAUCUGAAAACAAAUACAAGAGUGUAUUAGAAAGGGAGAGACAGUUGAAAGAAAAAAACAAUCGUCUUUUGCAAACCAUCAAGAAUGAAAAGGAAGAGUCAAAGAAGCUAUCUUCUCAAAUGCAGCAACAGAAAAUUACAUAUCAGCAUGAAAUGCGUAAAUAUGAAAAUACUAUAAGCCAGAUGAAAACUAAAUUGAAUCAGAUAAUUUCAGACAGAAAUCCCGAUAAGAAAGUUGCAAGUAUUAGCCCAUCUUAUUUAUUACAAAGAAAUUCUAAACAAAGAGGAAAAUGGCAAACUGGCUCUGUAGCAAAAUCAUGUAUGGAGGAAAUGUACAGCUCUGUUAUAUCCAGCUAUGAAAAUCGUUGCCAGGAAAUGAUGAAAGAGAUUUCUGAAUACCGCAGCUGUUUUGAACAGAUUCAUUAUCAAAUAAUUGAAAUUAAUUUAUCAAUUGGAGGCAGCAUGCAAGAUUUCAUGGAUCUUAUUCCAUUGAAAGCCAUAUGGAAUAGAACUGAUUUACGAGUUACUUUAGAUGACAGAUUUCAAUAUUUACUUAAUAAAUUGAAAGGAAAUGCUUUAAAAAUAGUUGCUGAUAACUCUAGGAAGAGUGAAAAUGAAGCAACUCUUUUGAAAUUGAAAUUAUCUUCACAUGAAGAAUUAAAUGAAGAAUCAAAACCAUGUGAACAGAUGGCUGUGUCAGAAGAAAAAGAAAUGAAAGAUAAAGAAUUAAGUGGUUGUUUCGAGAAAUUAAGUUUAAAUGCAAUGAAAGAGCAGCUGGAGCUUGAAAAGGAGAAUUUGAAGAAAGAAAAGUCAGAGCUUUCUAAAACUGCUUCAUUCAUAGAAAAAGAGAAAUCAGACCUUGCACUUCAGAAGUUGAAAAUAAUCAAAAUGGCCAUGCAACAAGAAUCUCCCUCAUCCCAGUGGCAUGAGAGUCUCAAUACACUCUCUUCAUUUUCUGUGAUAACUACCAAAGAUGGUUCCACUGUAGUGCCUUCUGCCAGAGAACUCAAGCAAUGUCUGAGUGCUCCAGAUUAUCAAGUGCAAUCCUCGACUCCUCUGUGGAAAGUUGGUAACCUUGUGACUCCUGAAGAGAAAAAAUCUAAAUCAGAAUUGAGUCUUGAAGAGUUAAAAUCUGUAUUGUCGGUUGAAACUUGUUCCACUGAUGAAUCAAAAGACAUUGGUCCAGAGAAUGCAAAUCUUCCUAAAUGGGCUUUAACAGCAAUGAACUCUUCCUCAUAUCCAUUCCAGUCUCAAGAUAUGACCUCCAUUUGCGAAACUUCAAUAGCUAAUAGCACUUCCAAUGAAGAACUGGAAUUAUCUACUGUAUCAUCUGAGCAAAAUUUAGAACUUCUCAAAGCUGCAAUGGAUGAUAUUGAGAAAAGACGUAAUCAUAUGUCCAGAUGAAACAGUUGGUAUUUGAACUUUAUUUAUUUAUUGUCUCUAAAGAUGAUUUUCUGUGGUCAGUAUCAAUUUAAGGUUGGUUUUAAUUGUCUGCUUGGAACAGAAUAUAGCAUAAAAUAUUUGUUCCUUUUUAUGAGUGCCUUAAUAUAUCAUUGUUCCUUAUAAUAAUAAAAAUACUUUUAAACA
This is a messenger RNA of Argiope bruennichi, 2168 nucleotides long. RefSeq names its product afadin- and alpha-actinin-binding protein-like. Lineage: Eukaryota; Metazoa; Arthropoda; Arachnida; Araneae; Araneidae. Bases 225 to 1985 code for a protein of 586 amino acids. The transcript has 12 exons. The record is from RefSeq and is a predicted model, not a curated record.